GUACAUUUUAUUAAACAUGUCUUCUCGUCAAAACAAUCCUGCAAACUUUGCUAACCGUCCCAAGGACGAAGUUCAAGCCAUUGGUUCCAAAGGCGGAAGAUCUCGUGGUGGCACUGGUGGUGGUGGUCGAACUGAUGUCGCUGACAUUGGUGACUAUGAUCAAAACGAAGAUCUUGCCUAUGAAGAACAGUCUGGUGAUGUUAACUACGAAGAAGAAGGCACCGGUGGUGGUACCAGAAGUGGCAAAUCAAAGCGUGGUUUUGCUAGUAUGGACCCUCAAAAACAACAUGAAAUCGCUUCCAAGGGAGGCAAAGCCUCUGGUCAAAGCCGUAGUUCAGGCAAAGCUGAAGAUGAGUUAUCUUAAGCAUUAUUUCACUUUUUUUUUG
Messenger RNA from Rhizopus microsporus ATCC 52813, 386 nucleotides. RefSeq lists its product as uncharacterized. The transcript has a single exon. Bases 17 to 364 code for a protein of 115 amino acids. The record is from RefSeq and is a predicted model, not a curated record. Lineage: Eukaryota; Fungi; Mucoromycota; Mucoromycetes; Mucorales; Rhizopodaceae.